AUGUUUGCCUGGUGUCUGCCUUCUGAUCCUGAACCAUUUGAGCUGGCGGUGGCAGAAGAAGUAUCACCUAAAAUAGGGCUGGAUGCUUGCCGCUUCCUCCUCUUCAACUCCAGCAGCAUGCUCCUGGAUAGUGGCAGCACACUCCUCUACAUGGCCCAGGGCUGCCUUGAAGAAGACGAAAAGGAAAAGAAUGGCCUAUUG
Molecule: messenger RNA, 201 nt
Organism: Podarcis lilfordi (Lilford's wall lizard)
Lineage: Eukaryota; Metazoa; Chordata; Lepidosauria; Squamata; Lacertidae
Source: the annotation of a GenBank genome assembly